AGAUGUAGACCUGAGAGGGUCUGCCUCAUUUCCAGACGGUGACAUUCUCAUCGUGUCCCGCCCACAAGGCUUGGAAUCGUGUCUCCUUUUCACAAGUCUCGCUGGGGACGGAGGGAAUAACAGCGGGACCAUAGAUGGCCCGGACACGGGAGGUUCUUUUUUCUUUUUUCCUGUAGGGUGGAAUGACCAGAGCAGACAGCUAUGCCGCCACCAGCAGACAUCGUGAAGGUUGCGAUUGAGUGGCCCGGUGCUAAUGCUCAGCUAAUAGAGAUGGACCAGAAGAGGCCCCUAUCCUCCAUAAUACGGGAAGUAUGUGAUGGGUGGUCUCUGUCGGGCUCCGAGCAGUUCGCUCUGCGUUAUGCUGAUGGUCCUCAGCUGUAUAUCACGGAGCAGAGCCGCGGUGACAUUAAGAACGGGACAAUCCUUCGAUUAGCAAUUUCCCCAGCUCGUGCUGCCAGACAACUCUUGGAGAGGAUUCAGUCACAUGGUAUAGACGCUCGCCUCGAGGCUUUAAAGGAGCUCGCAAAGCUGUCUGCAGAUCCCACUUUCGCAGCAGAGUUCAUCAAUAUGGAGGGCAUAGGAACGCUGGCUCGGCUGGUAGAGAGUGGCACUCAUUUCGGGGAGAUGUUGGCCUUCACUCUCACCGCUUUCCUGGAGUUGAUGGAUCACGGCAUCGUGUCCUGGGAUCUUAUCUCGCUGUCCUUCAUCAAACAGAUCGCAGGCUAUGUGAACCAGCCCAUGGUAGAUGUGUCCAUCCUGCAGCGCUCCUUGGCAAUCCUGGAGAGCAUGGUCCUGAACAGCCACAGUCUGUACCACCGGGUGGCCCAAGAGAUCACCGUGGGACAGCUCAUCGGGCACCUGCAAGUGUCAAAUCAGGAAAUACAGACCUACGCCAUCGCGCUCAUCAACGCCCUUUUCCUGAAAGCACCAGAGGACAGACGGCAGGUGGAGUAUACUAACCCUCUGGAGCAGCACCUCACUGAAAUGGCGAGCAGUUUGGCUCAGAAACACCUGCGGUCCAUCAUUCUUAACCACAUCAUCAGAGGAAAUCGACCGAUCAAAGCAGAGAUGGCACAUCAGCUGUACGUGCUGCAGGUGUUGACCUUCAACCUCUUAGAAGAAAGAAUGAUGACCAAAAUGGAUCCCAAUGACCAGGCUCAGAGGGACAUCAUUUUUGAGUUGCGUAGAAUCGCCUUUGACGGAGACACUGAUCCCACCGGUACAGAGAAGAGGAAAGCAUUAUACACCAAGGACUACAAGAUGCUAGGAUUCACUAACCACUUGAACCCGGCUAUGGAUUUUACCCAGACUCCCCCUGGGAUGCUAGCUCUUGAUAACAUGCUGUAUCUGGCCAGGGUUCAUCAGGAUACUUACAUCAGGAUCGUCCUGGAGAACAGCAGUCGGGAGGACAAGCAUGAGUGUCCCUUCGGCCGCUGUGCGAUUGAACUCACUCGAAUACUGUGUGAAAUACUCCAGGUUGGAGAGCUGCCUAACGAGGGCUGCAACGAUUAUCACCCCAUGUUCUUCACGCAUGACCGAGCGUGGGAGGAGUUCUUCUGCGUCUGCAUCCAGCUGCUUAAUAAAACAUGGAAGGAGAUGAGAGCCACAGCUGAGGACUUCAACAAGGUGAUGCAGGUGGUCCGGGAACAGAUCACCAGGGCUCUAGCGAUGAAGCCGUCCUCUAUAGACCAGCUGAAGAACAAGCUGCGAUGCCUCAACUAUUCUGAGAUACUGCGUCUGCGGCAGUCAGAGAGAAUGAGCCAGGAUGACUUCCAGUCUCCUCCCAUCAUAGAGCUACGGGAGAGAAUUCAACCCGAAAUCUUAGAGCUCAUCAAGCAGCAGCGGCUCAACCGGUUGUGUGAGGGAAGCUGCUUCCGUAAACUGGGGAACCGUCGAAGGCAAGAGAAGUUCUGGUUCUGCCGAUUAUCUCUUAACCACAAAGUUCUGCACUAUGGGGAUUUGGAGGAGUCACCUCAGGGUGAAGUGCCUUUUGAGCUGCUAAGUGACAAGAUUCCUGUCUCAGACAUCAAGUCUGUGUUAACAGGAAAGGACUGCCCUCAUAUGAAAGAGAAAAGUGCUCUGAAACAAAACAAGGAGGUGCUGGAGUUGGCCUUCUCUGUCCUCUACGAUCCGGAUGAGACCCUUAAUUUUGUUGCACCAAACAAAUACGAGUAUUGCAUCUGGACCGACGGGCUGUGUGCGCUGCUGGGCAGAGAGAUGGGCAGUGACCUGACACGCAGCGACCUAGAUACCCUCAUCAGCAUGGAGAUGAAGCUCCGCCUCCUCGACCUUGAGAACAUCACCAUCCCAGAAGCCCCGCCUCCAGUGCCAAAGGAGCCUAGCUCUUAUAACUUCACCUACAACUACAGCUGAGUCAUAUGUAUACUUCAGAGUGUGCUCGAAAGCCAUGCAUGUAUAUGUUGAUUUAAGAAUAUAUAUGUUUACUCAUCUUUUGAUGAAUUUAGCUGCUUAUAUUUAUAACAGCUGAUUUCUUUAUCUUCUAUCAAGAACUUAACACACGUUUAUGAAGCAGAGUCAGAUUUGAACAAAAUGGGAUCAUAGAUUAAUGGUGAGGUCAAAGAUUAAACUGCUAAACAGACGGGAACCCUGGUAGCAUCUUCAUAUCAUGUAAUUAACAUGUAGAAAAUGGAACUUGCAGUAAAAUAAUGAAAGUGAAGCUAAAUCAGACAGUGUGUAGUAGCCAUGGAAACUGGAGAUGAAAGGCCUUCUGUUGGAGCUUCAACCAUGCUGCUUAUCUAUGGAGUGAAUUUUGUUUAAUUAUUGCUGCAUGCAAAGAACAUGUUUAUAAAUGGAAACUAAAAAGAAUAAAUAAAUACAGAAAUAGAUCUUAAAAAAAAAGUUUUAUUUCUGCAUUAAAU
Cyprinodon tularosa is the source of this 2879-nucleotide messenger RNA. RefSeq names its product engulfment and cell motility 2 (gene elmo2). Lineage: Eukaryota; Metazoa; Chordata; Actinopteri; Cyprinodontiformes; Cyprinodontidae. The record is from RefSeq and is a predicted model, not a curated record. Gene Ontology annotation, biological process: actin filament organization; cell motility. The transcript is spliced from 22 exons. Bases 202 to 2373 code for a protein of 723 amino acids.